CACUGCUAUACCCGUGAUUCUGCAGUUGGUGUAUAGACGACGGUAUGGGGCACUGGAGGUGGUGUACUUGGAUUGGGUACAUACAUCUGCUGAUUCUAGCUGGAGGUACGCAAGAUUUCCAACAGCCGUACAUCGCUGCACAAGACACAGCUCACGUGGACAGGGGUGUGAAGUUGUCCUGCUACAGUGUCUCCAUGGUGCCUCCUUUACAAGACGCGUCCAUAAAUUGGAGGAGGAACGGUUUGCCGCUAGACGAAAGCUCUGUUUACAGCAUAAAACAGAAUCUAGAUUGGAUCCUGUGGCAGAAAUGGCAUAUAGUACAGAUCUACGAAAGUACCAUCACUGUCAGUGACGUGAACACAGCGAAGGGAGAUAACUUCCAGUGUCAGCUUGUAAUAGGACCGAGAACGGUGUCAGGAUGGAGUGAAGUGUAUGUACUGGCUAAACAAUCUGGGUCUGGUGAAGACUACACAGUAGUUCGUGAAGGACACAGUGCAUUCAUUACUUGGAAGAUGCCGUUGGUUGAUGAGGAGUUCUCUGUAAGGACACCUAAAGACACAUUGCUCUUUAAUAUAAAGUCACCUUGGUUCUACAUCUAUAAUCUCUACCGAACGAGAGCCAAUAUAAUGCAGAUAACAACGUCAGCUAAUUCAGUCAUCCUCCAGUUCUGGCUACACAAUACAACACAAGAGGAUGCGGGAAAAUACCUCUGUUCCAUUCCCAAUUGUCAUCACAUGUUGUAUAUACAAGGUAGGUAA
Messenger RNA from Haliotis rubra (blacklip abalone), 758 nucleotides. RefSeq lists its product as uncharacterized. The record is from RefSeq and is a predicted model, not a curated record. The transcript has 4 exons. The coding region runs from base 45 to 758 and encodes 237 amino acids. NCBI's taxonomy places the organism in Eukaryota, Metazoa, Mollusca, Gastropoda, Lepetellida, Haliotidae.